GACUCUGAAGAGGCUCAGAGAGACAGACCGACUGACUCUGAAGUGGCUCAGAGAGACAGACCGACUGACUCUGCUGCUCCAGUGAUGCUCAAGUCUACGCUGUGAUGCUCCAGGAGCCUUCUCUUCACUGACAUGAGGAAAGCUUCUCUCAACCCCUGACUGAAGGACUGACCCCAGGGUUGCGAUCAGAGCAGUGGCGGAUACUGACAACACAUAGCAGGUCUUAAAAGGAGUUCUAUACAGUCCUUCUAGAUAUGAGACUGUAGAAUUCUCUUGACUUCUGACUGUCAGGGCAUGGAACUCUUAACGGCCCCGUUAAAAGGACUUUGAGUACAGAUUCUGUAGAUCUGCGGUCAGACUCUUAAGAAGUAAUUGUUUUCUUCUGUUGAUUCUGACUGUUUGUCCGUGCGCUCGGUGGAAGCCCCCGGAACGUUUCUCAUGGCUUGCUACUACAUCGUCAUCAGCUCUACUCACCUCAGCAACGGACACUUCAGGAACGUCAAGGGAGUUUUCCGCGGCCCCCUCAGCAAGAAUGGCAACAAGAACUUGGACUAUGCGGAGAAGGAGAGGUCGACGACCAUGGCCAAAGCCUUGGAGGACCUGAAGGCCAACUUCUACUGUGGUCUGUGUGACAAGCAGUACCGCAAGCACCAGGAGUUUGACAACCACAUCAACUCUUAUGACCACGCUCACAAACAGAGGCUGAAGGAGCUGAAGCAGAGAGAGUUUGCCCGGAACGUGACCUCUAAGACCAGGAAGGAUGAGCGGAAACAGGAGAGAGCACUCCGGCGGAUACAUGAACUGGCCGAACAACGUAGAGAGGUCCAAUGCGCUCCAGGCAGUGGCCCCAAGUUCAAGUCAACUACGGUGGCAGUGGAGGGCAGUUUCAGAGACAGCUGUACCGAUGGACCUUCAGAGGAGACCAACAACUCCACAGUGCUGGAGACAGGGACCCACACCCACAGCCACACCAGCGCCAGCACUGGUCUGGCCACCAACAGCAAGACCCAGAAAACACUCUACUGGCCUUACACAGGAAAGGCCAAGAAACAGACUUACAACAAGCAUAAAAUAGCAUUCUCAUUCUCCUUCCCAAAGAAAGCAUCCGUGAAGCUGAAAUCUUCAGCCUCCGUGUUCUGUGAGAACACAGAGGAGGGUUCCAAAGAAUGCAUCAGAAGACAGAAGCUCAGAAUGCCCCUUGUUGCGCUGAACAUUCCGGACUCUCCCGCUGCAGAGGAAAAGGGACUGUGUCAUGGGACUGUGAAGGCUAUUGGCACUCAGCCUGGUGAUCUCAGCCCAAACAGUGUUCGUUUUAGUCAGGGGAGCCAGAGGUCAUCAGAUGCACUAGCCAGGUCUGACAUCCCCAUGCCACCACUGGCCUCACAUCUGUGUUCUGUGCUAGUUAACUCUGAGGAUAUGGCCAGACCUUAUAUGUCCUCUGUCUCCCAAUUACCUGCCUCCCCUUGUCACAUUCCCCCAGACGACCCAGACACAGUACUAGAUACACAGAACUCUGAGGAAACUCAGAGAAACAGCCCAACAGAGGCUGAGCCGGAAACAAGCAAACACCAACAAGCUCAUAAAGUAGAGGAGAGCGUCUGGGGGGAAGAGGACUCCUCCAUUAGCAGUUCCUCUUCUGAGGUCAUCCCCGGUUCUGAUGGUCCCCCUGAGAACCAGUCCUCCUCCUCUCAGUCCUCUCAGUCCUCUCAGUCCUCUCCGUGUCCUGGGACUGUGAGCGAGGAAGAGAAAGAAGAAGACAUUCCGGUAGUGAAGACCCUGUCGUGUCUUUUCACCAAGCCCAGCCAACCGUUCUUCUCUGUGCUCAGCAGAGAUGGAAACACUGUUCUCCAGUGGCCUUCAGAGAUGCUGACCUUCACCAGGACAGAGCCCCGUCUCACCUACAGCUGCAACCCCCUCCAUUUUGACUUUAGGGCCUCGCAGCAGUGGCAGAGCAGGGCGAAGGUUAGUGUUGGUGACAGUCAGAGUAAGUUAUCUGUGGCUUGGUGUAUCAGCUCAACCUCUGUCUGCGCUGAGGAACCAACAGAUGUUGACAACAAGCACAACAACAAAGCCUACUCUGGCCCAGACCAUCAUAGCCCUAUCAGAGACGACAGGGAGGAUUGUCUCAUAUGUGAGCACCACAUGAGUGACACAGACUCAGAAAGCUGCAGCUUGCGUCCUCAGAGACACAGCAGAGUCUACAGCAGAGGGGGAUAUAGUGGGCACUCCAAAGGUAGGACUCAUUCCGGCAAGAGAGCAGCAGGCGGCGAGAAAUGGAAAUCCAGAGACAGGCACCAUUACAGGAGCCACAAGAAGAAGGGGAGGAGGAGGAGGAGGAGAGGAGGGGAGGAUGAGGAAGAAGAGGAGUUGCGCAGAGAGAGAGAGACGGAGAGGGAGAGGGAGACGGAUGGAGGGUUGGAGAGCAAUGCAGAGAAAUGCAACAAAUUCCAGAGACGGUCUGAGUGUUGGGAAGGACUUGAUAGCCAAUUUAGAGGCCCCACUUCACAGCAAGUGCAGCCAUUAGGGAAGUUAAAGCAUCCAAUCGGCAGUGGAUGCGCUGCUCCCUUCGCCGCCGAGGACAGGGAGAGGGAGAGUCACAAUGUUCACAUGGCAGAACCUCCUGUAGGUCACAGUGUUCACAUGGCAGAACCUCCUGUAGGUCACAGUGUUCACAUGGCAGAACCUCCUGUAGGUCACAGUGUUCACAUGGCAGAACCUCCUGUAGGUCACAGUGUUCACAUGGCAGAACCUCCUGUAGGUCACAGUGUUCACAUGGCAGAACCUCCUGUAGGUCACAGUGUUCACAUGGCAGAACCUCCUCUGGAUGUGCUGUCUGGUGGCAGAUGUAAGCUGAACGUCCAGAGUGAGAAUCUAGUGAAAACAGCCGUAGAAUACCCUGUGCUAAAAGGUCCACUUGCCAGCUGUAGUGCCCUGAGUCAGCCGGCUGUAGAGCACAGCUGUAGUGCCCUGAGUCAGCCGGCUGUAGAGCACAGCUGUAGUGCCCUGAGUCAGCCGGCUGUAGAGCACAGCUGUAGUGCCCUGAGUCAGCCGGCUAGGCACAGCUGUAGUGCCCUGAGUCAGCCGGCUGUAGAGCACAGCUGUAGUGCCCUGAGUCAGCCGGCUGUAGAGCACAGCUGUAGUGCCCUGAGUCAGCCGGCUGUAGAGCACAGCUGUAGUGCCCUGAGUCAGCCGGCUGUAGAGCACAGCAGUAAGUCAAUGGGAGGCUCUCCUCUGCUCCAGAUUCAGAACAACGUUCCCAGCGUGAAAGAAGACUGUUCCUCCUCUCUCUCUCAACCUGGGCCUGUAAGAGAUCCCCCAAAUCCCCCAGAAAUAAUUGGUAUUACUAAUGAAAACAAAAACAUCCCAAACUCUCCCACUGUUUCUUUCCCGAUCAUGGUACAUCAUCUAGGAAUGGGCAACAAUGGACAAGAUUGCAUAACAAGGCAAACAGUGGCAGUGGCUGCCCAGGUCAGUCAACUGGGUGUGAGAGAGAUUAUCCCCACAUCCAUCCCACCGAUGUUUCACACACAGAAGGUGAGCCUGGACAAGUCGCGUCAACACAGUACCCAGAGCCACCCCCACCACCAGGAGUGCCACAGCCCCCAGCCUACCCAGCUUCAGAGGUUUCAUCCUGGGGUUAGGGUUCAGGACGAGAGGGAGGUCGUGGAGAGCCUGAGAUCCGGAGGUACUAACGUCACAGCUGGCCCCUACCACAAUCACAGACCACCAUGUUUCCAUCCGCAGCACCCGUCUGACGUUAUGGAGAAACAUCGCUGUCUCGUUCAGAUCCAGACCCACGGGCACAUCCUCCACCACCAUCAGCAACAUCGGGUGUUCCCUGGAAAGAUGAAGCCUGUCCUGUCUGGGUCUCCUGUCCCCAUGUCCCCCUCCUGUCCUCCCAUGCUCCACCCUGUCCACCUUUCUCCAUCCCACAUGUCCCCCAUGCCGACCGGGUCCAUCACUAUCCGACACACCAUCCUCCACCACCAACAUCACCACCAUACAGCCUUCCUCCCUCCUCACCCCCAACCAACUCUCUUACCCCAGGUUCUUCCAGUCCCAGUCAGCCGCCUGCGUAUGGGGGCAGAAAUGUGUCCCUCUGGCCCCUACCCGCCUCCCUUUGUGACCUCACCAUCGCAGCUCUCGGUAAUGGCCCCGCCCAGUUUACACCACCACCCAAUGGCGGUGACAUUCCACACCAUGCCCCGCCCAGCCAUGUUCCCCUCCAUGCUGCAGCCACACCCACAUCCUACCGUCAUCCCUCUACAGCCCAUGUUUUGAUGACAUCACAUCCCACUGUCAUCCCUCUACAGCCCAUGUUUUGAUGACAUCACAUCCCACUGUCAUCCCUCUACAGCCCAUGUUUUGAUGACAUCACAUCCCACUGUCAUCCCUCUACAGCCCAUGUUUUGAUGACAUCUCAUCCACUGUCAUCCCUCUACAGCCCAUGUUUUAAUGACAUCACACCACACUGUCAUCCCUCUACAGCCCAUGAUUUGAUGACAUCACACCACACUGUCAUCCCUCUACAGCCCAUGUUUUGAUAAUGUCAUCCCCUAACAUGCCACUGCAGCUUUCAAUCAUCUUUUGUGUUGUUUUACUGACAACUCUUAUUUCAUUUGGGGUGCGAAAGCAACAAAAAAAAAGUUACUGAGAAUUGAACCUAGUAGGUAAAGUAGUAUUUUCUUCAUGUAACAUCCAAACCUGCUUUAGCGAUGAAACGGCUUAUGUAGUAGCCUAUUCAGAGUGAUAAGUGAUUUUCAUUCAUACUGUAUUAGCCAGAAAUAUUUCCUUUUAGAAUGACAAUCAAGCAAAACUGAAGAAUUAGGACGUGUGCACAUUAAAACCAGUCUGAAGCAGAUUCAUUAUUAGAGUUAUUCUCUGGACUGUAUUUUUGCCGGUAGAUGUGAAGCGCUUCAAUAGUCUACCUUUAGGGCAUUACUGCAAAACUAGUUCAAUUAAACAUGAACAGAAGCACAACCAGUGUUUAGUGCGUCAGUACGUGUGGAUGAUUUUCACCCUACAUCCAUUGUGUUUUCCUAAAGAAUGACAAUUCAUUCGUGUAACACUCUGUUGUACAGCAUCCCUCUGUAGGUUUCAGCCACAGCCAAUAAACCUUUAUUUUGGAAAGUAGAGUAUGCAUUGAAAGAACAGGUCUGAGCUGUGGUUGUCCUAAUAUGGACAAGGUAGGGUUACAUGUCUCACGAGUUAGAUUUUAUACAUUAGAUCAAAAAAAAAAGUGACCGUGUCUUUAUAAUCACACAGCCCUGAUUGAUUCUGUACUUAAACCUGCUUACCAAGUGGUUACAGUGCUCUCCAUAGAACUUCUCCAUGUAAUGCAGUAGAUACGACCUGUUGCUGGGGUAAAAACUGUUCUACCACUCUGCAACUAAUUCCACUUGCUUUGAGAAAUUUGUACACGUUGUAAAUUAGCCAUAUUUUUUAUCCACUUGCAGGAUUUACUGUAAGAUACAGUUCUGAUUUUAUAGUGCAGGUUACCCUUAUGUGUUGUCAUCAUUAUUUACAUAAAACUAUGUUUUUACUUACAUUUUGCCAACAGAAUGACGUUCAAAUCAAUGAAAUAAAAA
Coregonus clupeaformis (lake whitefish) is the source of this 5588-nucleotide messenger RNA. RefSeq names its product zinc finger protein 804A. The record is from RefSeq and is a predicted model, not a curated record. The transcript has 6 exons. Gene Ontology annotation, cellular component: nucleus. Bases 439 to 4281 code for a protein of 1280 amino acids. NCBI's taxonomy places the organism in Eukaryota, Metazoa, Chordata, Actinopteri, Salmoniformes, Salmonidae.